Populus trichocarpa (black cottonwood) is the source of this 5418-nucleotide messenger RNA. RefSeq names its product agamous-like MADS-box protein AGL19. Gene Ontology annotation, molecular function: DNA-binding transcription factor activity, RNA polymerase II-specific; RNA polymerase II cis-regulatory region sequence-specific DNA binding; protein dimerization activity. Gene Ontology annotation, biological process: positive regulation of transcription by RNA polymerase II. The record is from RefSeq and is a predicted model, not a curated record. Gene Ontology annotation, cellular component: nucleus. The transcript is spliced from 6 exons. The coding region runs from base 595 to 1149 and encodes 184 amino acids. Lineage: Eukaryota; Viridiplantae; Streptophyta; Magnoliopsida; Malpighiales; Salicaceae.
AGAUCAUCAUUGAUCUUGUGAUGAUGAUCACCAAGAUCACAAUCAUCCAUGAUAAACACACUUGCCCUUCAUCGACUCAGGCCGCCUCCCGUCAAGGCCCAGCGACAUAUCAAGGGUCCCCACAAGACCCAGAGGAAGAAAAAGGGAAACACAGAAACACUCUGUGGUGCACAAAACCCCACAGUAACCCACCACCUGGAAAAAAACAAAAAAAAAAAGGGGGGGCUUACCCACGUGACAAGCUGUGCUGGGGUAAAUCGAUUGGCUGAGCAUUUAUGUCAUUGUACGGAACAACACUUGACGUGUCUCUCGCCUUGUACGGACCGAGGGUAUGGUGUCCCAUUAGGUGCCCAAGUUUUACAUGCUACCCAGCUUUGGAGGCGUUUAAGAACUUGUCUGAGAGAAACUGGCAACCGACAGGAAUGCUCACUGUCUCGCAAUUCACAUGGGGAGGUUGCCCCUUCAUUGGAUACCGGGAAUGGGAAGUUGUCAGUCAUACUUUAUGCCAGGUGUCACCACAUGACAGCAUGGUAUCAAAUUCUUGGUGCAUCUAACUUUGUUGCUUAACAGAGUGGUGGUAAUAAUGGGAAUCACAUGUUGUUAUUUUUUGCGUUUAAAUGCAUUAUUAUUCCCUGUUUUUCUUUUUUUGGGAGGUGUCUGUUUUUUUCCUCAAAUUACCAAAAGAAGAAAGAGAUCAGGUGUAACAUAAAAAUGGUGAGAGGAAAGACUCAGAUGAAGAGAAUAGAGAAUGCAACGAGCAGGCAAGUGACCUUUUCAAAGAGAAGAAAUGGACUGCUUAAAAAGGCCUUUGAGCUAUCAGUUCUUUGUGAUGCUGAAGUUGCACUUAUUGUUUUCUCCACUAGAGGGAAACUCUAUGAGUUUUCCAGCUCUAGUAUGAAUAGGACGAUAGAAAGCUAUCAGAAGAGAGCCAAGGAUGUUGGAACCAGCAGCAAAAUGGUUAAAGACAAUAUGCAGCCUAUGAAGGAAGAUGCAUUUACGUUGGCCAAAAAGAUAGAGCUUCUUGAAGUCUCUAAGAGAAAGCUCUUAGGAGAUGGGUUGGAACCAUGUUCCAUUGAUGAUCUACAACAGUUGGAGAAUCAAUUGGAGCGAAGCUUAACAAGAAUUAGGGCAAGAAAGUUGGUAUUUUGAGGCGUACACCUUUUCAGCUCCAAACGCCGAAGUUUCACCCAUUUGGUUACCAAAUUCUGGGCGUGGAGCUCACGCCUAUCCCAUAACCAAAUUUUUUUUUCUGAAUAUAUAAAUUUGAUUCCUUUUAAGACAUUUUUUUUGAGAAAUUAGUAGUAACGGGGUGUUUGGGAGUAUAGUUGCGGAUGUUUUUUAAAGUAUUUUUUCUUAGAAAUACAUCAAAAUAAUAUAUUUAUUUCUUUAUUUUUUAAAAUUUAUUUUUAACACUAAUACAUUAAAACAAUUCAACAAUAUAAAAAAAUAAAUUUUAACAAACUGGAGUUUCGGCCACACUCCUAAACAAUAGAAUUCACUUUUGAAAAAGUAUAUAUAUAAAAAUAUAUAGAAUUCACUUUUGAAAAAGUAUUAAUCUGAAACUAAAGUAGGUUAGCAAUUCAGACAAAUAAAACCAAAAGUAGGAAUACAGAUCUACACAAACCAAAGAAGCCUAACAUUUAUAUAUUUGAUAAUUUUUUUAUUUUUAGCUCAGUGAAGUAAGACUUGAGCAUUAAGAAUUAUGAUUGCUACCUCCAUUCUAAAAUUCAAGGCCAAAUAGAACUCUCAAAAAGCACCAGACAACCAACCCAACUCCAGCAUCCACCCGCCUAUGCUAGGUCAUGGCCUCAGAGGCUAGAAAAACAUAACGUCCUUAAUUGGUCCGACUAUCUAAGUAUUGACUGGGCUUGGUCCUCGGCGUUUAUACUUUUGUUUCGACUAAUUUCAAGAUGGAAUCUUCUACCUUUCAGAAUAAUAAUAAAAAAUUAAAUUAAAUUUAGUGCGAACCUUAAGCCUGGAAAGGCCUUGUUGUUAGGCCUGAUAUGGUAACCUUUAGGUGUUUAGGUUAACCUUGCUAUUUACGUUUGCUAUUCUGAAAUGCAGCCAACUUCUCAAUAUUUUGAGACGAAUUAAAACAACAUAAUUAAGCUAAAACCUAUAUACAUUCUUAAGAGCUUAAUCCUCUGAGAAAAAAAAUUAAGUUAACAAACAGCACAAUCAAAAUGGAUUGACAAGUAAAAAUGUGAUAAGCCUUUGAUUAAAGAAAAUGGGAGGAGGUAAUGCAACAAACUAUGCAUUAUUAUCCAAGGUGAAACUGACUUUGAAUUUUGUGACAUGUAACUUAUUAUAAACCAACUUUAUAUUCUCACGGUAGCAAAAUACAGGUAUAUUCAUCCUAACCUUCAUGUUGUAUUUAGUUUUCUCUUUCAUGUCUAUCAUCAUAUUAAAAAUAUUUUCAAACAUGUUCUUUUUUAUAUGCAUGACAUCUAGAUUAUGGUAGAGGAGAUUAGUCUUUCUUAUCCCAAAAAAAUACUUUGUUUUACCUCAUUAUGGGUCACAUAAAAAUUAGGAAAUUUUUACUUGCUAGAUUGAAAAUCAAACAUAAUGUCCUCGUACUGCGAGACAACGUCAUACAAUUUUUCACCUGAUAAAAUAUCAACAGUGCAACAUCCCUUUCAACUUUACCUACAAAGAAGUCAUAUAUGUUCUUUCUAUACUUAUGAUCGGUUGGAAAAAACCUACGAUGAAAAAAGAAAGAAAGUUGUUUUGCUACUAUUUGUCAAGGUAAAGAUCUUGUUAUUUUUUAUACACUAUGGGCAUGCUAAUAAUUUCCAUGCAUGCUCCAACCAGAAAAUACACAUGAAAAUCAUUGAUAGUCCACAUCAAAGCUGCUUUCAUAUGAAAAUUUUGUUUUCAUGAGACAUCAUAUGUUAAAGUCCUGAAUGACCAUAAUUGAUUCAACUUAUUAAUCAACGGUUAAAGAUAAACAUCUAUAUUUUUACUUGGACUAUUAGGACCAAGAAUGCCCAUAGAUAAGAACAUGAACUCCGAUUUUAUACAUAUCUUCGGUGACAAGUUGUAAACCGUGAGUAUUAAAUGGAUUGAAUCCAUUUGUAUAUAACCCUACACCUAUGUUUUGUGGUUCCAUUAAAAAUUAAGGACACAUCCUAUUAAACUGUUUCCAGACUUCGAUGUCAAAAAGUUUCACCAUGACUCUAUCCAUCACAUUAUAUGAAUGAUGUCGUGUCAUGUGAUCAUCAGUCUUUGGAGACAUGAAUAACCUUUGCAAUCUAGAAGUAAUUGAGAAGUAUCUUAGUUUUUUAUGUGCGACAAGAGUCCUUCCCCUGCCAGUUCUGAGUUUAUACCGAGCAUGUCCACAGGUUUUACACUCGAUCAAAUCUGUAUUUUCAUUGUAGUACAAUAUGUGAAAGUUCAGACACGUCGAUUUUCUGGUAUCCUAGGUCAAGAGGUUUCAUCAUGGAUUUAGCAAUAUAGAAGUUCUUUUCAACCCAUUCCCUUCGGAUAAAGUGCUUUUUGCCCAUCCGACAAUUCUGUUUUAAUCGACCUCACUCAGCCCAUGAUUUGACUUGAUGGCGAAUACUUGUGCAAUAACUAAUAAUUUAUUAUGAUUUGUGCACCUACCCUAUAAUGAUUCAUUAAAAUCUUUUAAAAGUUCAAAAAACCUAGUUGCGUCUGCAUUUGGUUCUUCAUCUGAAAUUGAGCAUUCACCUGCAUAACAUUGAUUCAUCUUCAUUGCAUUUGUAAUCAUACUCCUAUAAUGAUUACUAUUAUCAUUUACAACUCAUUGCACGUUGCUAGAACUAAAAGUUUACCUAGUCAUCCUUUCUACCAUGGUUUCAUAAGGAAAAUAGGGUUCUUCGUAAGCAAAUCAACACAAGUAUUUUCUCAUGAACCAUUUUUGUAGAAGAUGCAUUAUAACAAUAUAUGGAUUGAGAAACUUUUUAUUUUUACACCUCUUACAUGGACAUCUAAUACUGCUUCCACUAAUAUUUUUCAGAUUAGAUAAUGCGUAAUUAAUAAAACCCUCAAUCCCAUUACAAUAAUCAUCAUGCAUAACCUUUCGGAUGAAACUUGAUACAUAUAAGAACGAUCAUCCAUCCAUUACUUAUAUGAAACUUAUAUAGAAUAUUGAUGACAACAUGUAUUAAAUAUUAAUGUGAACUAAACAAAUUAUCAUUACCCAGUUAAUUAGCUAUUAUUGAUUGAAUUCAAAAUUAUUCAAUCUAUUUUAAUAGUACCAUUUAAUGAUUAUCAAUUUUCUCCAAAAAAAAAAACCUAAAUUCCUCUAAAUUCACCUAAAUUUUCAACUUAACAAUAAAAUUAAUAAAAUAUGAAACGUACAUUUGAAAUAACUCAUUAUUUAUUUAAUUAUAAAAUACUUAAAUUACAAAAUCAAACUCAAUUUCAUCAAAUGAUAAACAAAUAUAAUUUUUUAAAAUCUCAAACAAAAUCUAACAUGUACAAAUCAUGUAUUUAUACAACAAAUUUCUAUAGAAAAAACCUAUAAAACAAGUAAACACAAAAAAACUACAUAUAUGAGCGAAAAUAACAAAGGAAUAUCUGCCUAGCUUUUAUUCAUUCCUUGAUUUUCACCUAUACGAUAUUCACCGAUGGUAAAUUUCUGCCAAUGAGUAUCGAUGGAAACAACAAUGUUAUGUUCCAUCGGUAAAUGUUACCAUAAUUCACUAAUGAUAUUUUUUCUGUUGGUAUUUUUAUUUGUAUUUGAGAAUUUUUCUGGUAGUGCAUCUUCAAUCUAUCCACAUCUAUGGAAUAAACCUCCAUUUAAAAAUUCACAAGAGUAAAAAAAAUAUAUAUAAACUUUUAAAAAAGAGGUAAAGAGUAAGAAAACCAAAUAAAUUAGAUAUUACAAAAAAAAAAAAACAUCAAUUCUAAAAGCAUGAAGCCUCAACAUGGGAUUAUUGAAAAAAGAAGGAAAAACGCUACCAUCAAAGGCAGUAGCUAAGGUAAAUCUGAAGAGACUCUCAGAACCGUAGAAAGAAAGAGUAGUUUUUGUCUUGAUUUCCACCAUUUUCUUAUUUAUACACCAAAUAAAAUUCAAAAUAAUACAAAAUAAGCAAUUUAAUUAAAUCAUUCUUAAACUAUAUAUUAUCGUAGGGGUACUUUAUUUUAACUAUUAAAAUUCUAAAAAGACUUGAAACAAGCCAAUAAAAAUAUAAAGUAUUAAAAUUAAAAAAAAAUGAAUUACAUCAGAAAUCAUAAAAUUAUUGAGCUGAAUCCUCAGUUCAUUUUUUAUUUUAUGUUUUUACUCUCCUGGACAAACACUUAUAAUAAAGGAAAUAUUUAUUAAAUAAGUAUUGUAUAAGUUCUUUUUUAUUCAUUUAUGUAUUGUUCAUUUAAACUCAUGAUGUCACAUAUAAUUGAAAAUAGUGAUGUAUAAUAAAAAAAAAGGUUAAUAAUAUAUAAUGUUAAAGUUCA